AUGGUCCCUCUCAAACUUGCAGCACUGAUUUUUUACAUAAUCAGUUUUCUCACAACCUCAAAAUCUGUCGAUGAAUUCACUUACAAUGGAUUUCGAUCGGCAAAUUUGAGCCUCGACGGCAUGGCAAGGAUCACGCCCAACGGUCUCUUGAAACUAACCAAUUCCACCACACAACAGAAAGGUCAUGCCUUUUAUCCUGAUCCCAUUAUAUUCAAGAAUUCCUCUUAUGCCCCAGCUUUUUCCUUUUCUACAUACUUUGUUUUUGCAAUGGUGUCUGGCUAUCAGAAUUUGGGCGGUCAGGGAAUUAUUUUCGUGCUUUCGCCGAGUAAAAGCUUUGAAGGAGCCAGUCCGGGAUUAUACUUUGGCCUAUUCAAUCAAACCAACAAUGGCAAGUUUUCCAACCAUAUUUUUGGAGUGGAACUCGAUUCAUUAAAAAAUGUCGACAUUCAAGAUAUCGACGAUAACCAUGUUGGUAUCGAUAUUAAUGGAAUGAAAUCUGUAUCUUCAAAUACAUCAGGGUAUUGGGAUAAUAAGGAUUUGUUUCAUAAUUUGACACUUAACAGUGGGCAACCAAUGCAACUUUGGGUUGAAUAUGACGGUAUGGAGAAGCAAAUCUCUGUUACAUUAGCUCCACUGCAAUAUUCCAAGCCAAAUAGAACUCUUCUGCAGAUAUCCUAUGAUUUAUCACAUGUCUUAAAACCAACUAUGUUUGCUGGCUUUUCCUCUGCAACUGGCCCUAUACAAAUAACUUCCCAUUAUGUUCUUGGAUGGAGUUUCAAGAUCAAUGGUAUGGCUCAAUCGCUUGAUCUCUCUCGACUUCCUAAACUACCUCGUGUUGGUCCCAAGACGAUAUCGAAGGUUUUAACCAUUUAUUUGCCGGUUAUUGGUGUGGUUUCGGUGUCACUAGCCAUAUGGGGAGUAGUUUGUUAUGUCAACAGGAGGAGGAAAUUCGCAGAAGUGCUUGAAGAGUGGGAGCGUGAUUACUCUCCUCAGAGGUUCAAGUUUAAAGAUUUGUACAAGGCCACUAAAGGGUUUAGAGAUAAGGAGAUUCUGGGUAGGGGAGGAUUUGGAAAAGUAUACAAAGGUGUGAUGCCUAGAUCUAAAUCUGAGAUUGCUGUUAAGAGGGUGUCUCACGAAUCAAGACAGGGGAUGAAAGAAUUUGUGGCAGAAAUUGCAAGCAUGGGUCGACUACGCCAUCGGAAUCUGGUGCCUCUGCUGGGAUACUGUCGGCGUGAUUUUGGGCUUGCAAGAUUGUACGAUCAUGGGGAAGACCAUCGGACGACUCGCGUGGUCGGGACACUGGGGUACCUUGCCCCAGAGCAAAAUAGAACAGGGAAGGCCACAACAAGCACUGAUGUGUAUGCUUUUGGGGCAUUUUUGCUUGAGGUUGCCUGCGGGAGAAGGCCAAUAGAUCCCAAAGCUGCCCCUAAUGAUCUAAUAUUGGUAGAUCAAGUGUUUUCCUACUGGAACGAAGGUGACAUUUUCCAGGCAGUCGAUCCAAAUUUAAGUAAUGAUUAUUUAAAAGAGGAGGUGGAAAUAGUGUUAAAGCUCGGUUUGCUAUGUUCUCAUUCAGAGCCGAAAUUUAGGCCUAGCAUGCGUCAGGUUAUGUUGUAUCUGGAAGGCGCAUUGUCUCCGCCAGAAUUGUCUGCAAGUGGCCAAAAAUUUGCGCAACAUGAUGAAGGGUGUGAUGGUAUCCCCUUGUGGUCGUAUCCUUCUUCUUCUUCUCAAACAGUAUUUACUCAAACUUCCUCAGUUUCAAAUUCCCUCCUCUCUGGAGGCCGAUGA
Messenger RNA from Fraxinus pennsylvanica, 1785 nucleotides. The record is from the annotation of a GenBank genome assembly. Lineage: Eukaryota; Viridiplantae; Streptophyta; Magnoliopsida; Lamiales; Oleaceae.